ACUGAGUGAGCUGUGAUUGGUCACAGCUUGUCACAUGGUACAAGGCUUUUGUGAAUAGCCCUGUACCAUGUGACCUCUGUGAUCAUUCACAGAUUUCACACGUAGUAAGCAAUGAUGUCAGAAGUGACAUCUUGCUUACUACUCUGCAUGUGAUCACUGAUUGGCCAAUCAGUGAUCACAUGAUCGGGACCUCGCACAGAGGUCCCGUACAGAUCGGCGUUCCGCUGUGUCCAGUGAACACAGUGGGCACCGGAUUGCAGUGCUGCGCGCUUUUAGGGAGCACGCACAGCUUGAAAAUGCGGGCGCUGUUUAUGAACAGCAACCCGCUCCUGCACUGCUCCCAUCCGACUGGUUAUGUACAUGGGCCGGACAGGAAGUGGUUA
Messenger RNA from Staurois parvus, 383 nucleotides. NCBI's taxonomy places the organism in Eukaryota, Metazoa, Chordata, Amphibia, Anura, Ranidae. The record is from the annotation of a GenBank genome assembly.